AUGUCAGAUGAUGAAGCAGAUCCUGAGCUUCUGGAGCUUCUGCGCGCACAUCUGCAGGGUAAGCUCCAGAUUGAGGAAGACCCUGAGACUGGUGUCCUACAAGGAGUCGAAUACGUCUACGACAAUGGCAUCGAUGUGGCGAUUGAUAUGCGAGCGUCCAAAAAUGCCGCAGAAACUAUUUAUAAGCAAAUGCAAGCAAAGAAGUUCACUACGGCCAGCUGGACAGACAACGAGCUACACCCCAAGACCAAGGAUGAGGCGACGGUUGCGUUUAUUUUCACCAUGGAUCUAUUAAACUUUUCAUUUUGGUCCGAGCUUCCACAAGAGGAAAGAUUUGCCAUAGAAUAUAAAGAAAAGCAGUGGACAGGAUACUGGAGUCUAGUUGCCGCAAUGCAGCGGGCCCUGGACGAGGGCAUACCCAUAACUGAUCCAAAUUACUGGAUCGAUGAGAAUAAGUUUACCCUCGAGUCGUUGAAACAUGUUUUUCGGUCCUGCACGGAGGAAGAAAUGCCUUUAAUGCAGGAGCGGUAUGAUUGCCUGCGAGAAAGUGGCCAAGUCCUCUCUGACAAAUACGACGGGUCUGUGCUGAAUCUUCUCGACGAUGCUGACGGUUCAGCAGCCAAGCUGGUGAAUCUGCUUGCGCAAGAUUUUGAUUGCUUUCGCGAUGAGCAUCACUUCGAGGGGAGCCAAAAGCCCAUUCGAAUACUCAAGAGGGCUCAGAUCUUAGUAGCCGAUCUGUGGGCUUGCUUCCAGGGGGAGUCAUAUGGUAGAUUUCACGACAUUGACAAAAUCACCAUGUUUGCCGACUAUCGUAUCCCGCAGAUACUGGUGAGCCUCGGCGCCUUGUACCUAAGCCCCUCGGUUGCCAGCGCUAUUAAAUCACGCAAGAUCAUAGAGAGUGGCAGUUCUUGGGAAGUACAACUGCGAGCAUGCAGUAUAUGGUGCGUCGAGUUGAUUCGGCGAGAGAUUGUGAGAAAACAUCCCGACACUCAUGUCAAUGCGAUUUUGAUCGACUUUUUCCUAUACGACACAAUUAAAGAGCUGGAAGCCGCCGGGCAAGAAAAGUUUCCUCAUCACCGAACGAGAAGCAUUUGGUACUAG
Beauveria bassiana ARSEF 2860 is the source of this 1101-nucleotide messenger RNA. RefSeq names its product UPF0553 protein c. The record is from RefSeq and is a predicted model, not a curated record. The transcript is spliced from 4 exons. Bases 1 to 1101 code for a protein of 366 amino acids. Lineage: Eukaryota; Fungi; Ascomycota; Sordariomycetes; Hypocreales; Cordycipitaceae.